This is a messenger RNA of Dreissena polymorpha, 752 nucleotides long. RefSeq names its product DNA replication complex GINS protein PSF3-like. NCBI's taxonomy places the organism in Eukaryota, Metazoa, Mollusca, Bivalvia, Myida, Dreissenidae. Gene Ontology annotation, cellular component: GINS complex. The coding region runs from base 69 to 680 and encodes 203 amino acids. The record is from RefSeq and is a predicted model, not a curated record. The transcript has 4 exons. Gene Ontology annotation, biological process: mitotic DNA replication initiation.
CUCCCAUCAUUUUGGCGGAUGCGUUGAAAACAAAAACAAAAGUAGUCAGUGAAUGUUAUUCCAUCAAAAUGUCAUUGGAUGCGUUAGAGAACUACUAUGACUUAGAUGACAUUAUUUCAACUAAUGAAAAGAUCCCUUGCAAAAUUGAAAUUCCCAUAUACAGACUCGGUUAUCUGGAUUCCAGUUCAGUGAAUGAGCACCUUACACCUGGGUCUAAGCUUGAGUUCCCUUUCUGGAUGGCUCGCUCACUUUGCAGCCGUAAACGCCACAUGGUCAGCGUGGAGAUGCCCAAGCAGUAUCGGGAGGCAUAUCGUGAAAUAUUGACAGCCGAUGCCUCUGUGGUUGAUCUACACAAGCUUGGACCGUACUACUUUAGCUUUGGUAUCCACAUGCUGAAGUUUGAGCUUCCAGAAUCACCUGAUGUUGCAAAGAUACUAGUAAAGUCAUUCCAGCAAAGGUUCCGUAAGGUAAUGGACUCCUCCCAAAACUGCUACAAUGAAGACACAUCUAAGCUCACAGAUAAGCUGGAUGAAUCUGAGAUACUUUUGUUUCGGGCUGGUCAACACGGUCUCAAUGAGUUUGUAAGGUGGGAAACAAGACAGACCGAGAAGCUGACCACGUCGGAAAUGGUGAAAAAUCAUCGCAAACGGAAGCGUGCCAUAAUGGAAGAUAUUGGAUGAUAUAUGGACCAAUUUGACAUGAAUUUGUAUAAUGUAAAUUGGUAUUUAAUAUAUUUAUAAUGUACGUGUCAA